AUAAAGCUUUCUGUGUUUGGUUCCUCUGACUUUUAUGAUUUCUCUCUCUCUCUCUCAGACUUGUCUGAAACUUUUCAAGAACUCAGAUUCGUCUUUUAUAAUCUACUCCUCUUAAAUCAAGAUCCAAAACAGAGCGAAGUUUUGGUUUGAUAAAGAUUCAUCAUAACUCAAACACCAAUGGAUAACGAGACAAUCUCGACUUCUCUUUAAAAAACUCUGUUUUGUUUUGUUUCAACUUUUAAAUAAAGUUUCCAAAAUGGUGGAAAAAUCUGAUGAUGAAAAGCAUUUUUCUUGGUGUUGCUUGCUUUUACAGCUGUCAUUGCUGUUCUUUCUUGUAACCCUUAUUGCAUCUUUAGCUUUCCUUUGUUUCUUAAGCUCUCAUGGAUUCUCCACCUCUCUCCUUAUAACCAUGUCUAUCUUGUUCGUCUCCACUUCUGUUUUCUUUCUAAGAUCUUUUAAGAAAAAGACAAGACGAUGUUUUGUUGAGAGAUCCCAAGAAGAAGGCUAUGAUGAUGAGUAUGAGGAUGAAGAUAGUCUCAUUGAGAUUGCUCUUGUGAGUGAAGAAGCAGAGACUUUAGAGGCAAUGAGAAACAUUAAUCGAAGUCGAGAGAGACUUAGUAGGAUUGGUGAUGAUGAUGAUGAUCAAGAAGAUGAGAUUGAUGAUGUGAAUAUGGAAGAAGAUAAUCUUAUUGAGAUUGAUAUCUCCAUUGGGUCUAUUAAAAGACGAAUGUAAUCUAAUUCAAUAGAUCUCAUAAUCACACCAUCGUUUCCGGUGUUUUA
Camelina sativa (false flax) is the source of this 780-nucleotide messenger RNA. RefSeq lists its product as uncharacterized. The record is from RefSeq and is a predicted model, not a curated record. NCBI's taxonomy places the organism in Eukaryota, Viridiplantae, Streptophyta, Magnoliopsida, Brassicales, Brassicaceae.